UGCUUGGUUAGGGUGUUUUGGUUGGGCCGAAAUAUUUCUCCGUGACCUCAGGCUUUCUUUUUCUACGAACCUCCAAAAAAACAACUUUCUCAUUUAUUCACACCAGAGUCACCUUCAUCUUUUGACAUACUCCUUAAGUUGGUGGCUUAUUGUUUUGGAGUGAUCUGUGAACAGAUAAUUGCUCAGAGUUUUGUUGUUUGCCCAUCAUGAGAGAAGUUAUCAGUUUGAACGUUGGCCAAGCUGGCUGUCAGAUGGCAAAUUCUUGCUGGGAGUUGUAUUGUCUUGAACAUGGCAUUCAGGCGGAUGGAUAUCUGAAUGAAGAACGGAAAGCUGGUGAUCGUGAUCACGGCUUCGAGACUUUCUUCUCUGAAACAGGACAGGGUAAAUACGUCCCGCGAACAAUCUACUGCGACCUCGAACCAAAUGUCGUCGACGAAGUCCGCACUGGGCCCUACCGUAGUCUUUUCCACCCGGAGCAGAUGAUCACUGGAAAGGAAGAUGCCUCGAACAACUAUGCUCGUGGCCAUUACACCGUUGGAAAAGAGAUGAUAGACCAGGUCAUGGACAAAGUGAGACGCGUUGCCGAUAACUGCAGUGGUUUACAAGGCUUUCUGGUCUUCCAUUCCUUCGGUGGUGGAACUGGAUCCGGAUUCGGCGCCCUCUUGAUGGAAAGAUUGGCUGUGGACUACGGAAAGAAGACUAAACUUGAAUUCUGUGUCUAUCCCGCUCCCCAAAAUGCCACCGCCAUCGUCGAGCCCUACAACUCUAUUCUUACCACCCACACGACCUUGGAAAAUUCCGACUGCAGUUUUAUGGUUGACAAUGAUGCCAUUUACGAUAUUUGCCGCCGGAGUUUGGGUAUCGAACGUCCAAGCUAUGAGAAUUUGAACCGUUUGAUUGCACAAGUGGUGUCUUCGGUUACUGCGUCCCUCCGUUUUGACGGCUCAUUGAACGUUGACCUGGCCGAAUUCCAAACCAACCUCGUGCCAUAUCCUCGUAUCCACUUCCCUCUGGUUUCAUACGCACCAGUUGUUUCCGCGGCUAAGGCAGCGCACGAAGCCAACUCGGUUCAGGAGAUUACCAUGGCCUGCUUUGAACCCAGCAGUCAAAUGGUCAAAUGUGAUCCCCGUAGCGGUAAGUACAUGGCCACAUGUCUGCUUUAUCGUGGUGAUGUGGUUCCCAAAGAUGUGCAUGCAUCCGUGGCCACUUUGAAGACCAAGCGCACUAUCCAAUUUGUCGACUGGUGCCCAACUGGCUUCAAGAUCGGUAUCUGCUACGAGCCACCACAAAGAGUUCCCAAUGGAGAUCUUGCCAAGGUUGAUCGUGCAGUCUGCAUGUUGUCAAACACUACCGCCAUCGGCGAAGCAUGGUCCGCCCUGUCCCACAAAUUCGAUCUUAUGUUCUCCAAGCGUGCCUUUGUCCACUGGUAUGUGGGCGAAGGUAUGGAGGAAGGUGAAUUCUCCGAAGCUCGUGAGGAUCUUGCUGCUCUUGAGCGCGACUAUGACGAAGUUGCAAGGGAUUCUGUGGAGGAUGAGCCUGAAGAGGAAUACUAA
Molecule: messenger RNA, 1553 nt
Organism: Coccidioides immitis RS
Lineage: Eukaryota; Fungi; Ascomycota; Eurotiomycetes; Onygenales; Onygenaceae
Product: tubulin alpha chain
Exons: 7
Coding region: 207-1553 (448 amino acids)
Biological process (GO): mitotic cell cycle; nuclear division; microtubule cytoskeleton organization
Cellular component (GO): cytoplasm; microtubule; spindle
Molecular function (GO): structural constituent of cytoskeleton; GTP binding
Source: RefSeq, a predicted model, not a curated record